AUGGAUAACCUUCAUUUGAGUGUCAUAGCUGUGGUCCUUUCCUUUAAUCUUCCUGGAUCAGUGGAAACCAAGUCACAGCGGGUUCUUCAUACACAUCACCAUUCAGACUGCCAGUGGGAUGGGGAGUUCCUACUGAAUUGUUCUUUUACCGGAAUACCUACUAUUCCAGAAGAUAUAUCACAAACAGCAAUAACAGCUGAUUUUAGUUACAAUAAUAUUAAAACUCUUCUGUGCACUGAUGGAAGAAAUCAAAAAUGGAUGCUAAAACACCUGAAUCUUAGUAACAACCUGAUUUCUGAACUCUCCUUAACUACUUGUAGAAAUUUACUGGUAUUAGAAACUCUAAACCUGAAUGGUAAUGCCAUCCACACCCUCACACUGGACAUACCUACGCCUGCACAUGGGUCUAAAAAGUACGGAAAAGUCAGUCGCCUCCUGCCUGCUUUGAAAGUAUUGUCAGUUGAAAGAAAUAAUCUUGAUACAGUUCCAAGAGGACUAGGCCUGCUGCAGUCUUUACAAACUGUUCGUAUGUCAUCCAAUGGCAUACAACAGAUUGAUCUGAAUGAUUUUCAAAACUGUUCACAGCUGAAGGACAUCGACUUGCAAAACAACAAGAUAACUAAAAUUCAUCCAGACGCCUUCAGGGAUCUCAACAAAUUACAGGUUGUGGAUCUCCGUGAAAAUGCUCUGACAACCCCUCUACCACAGAUAUUACUCAGUCUGAACUUCUUUCAACUUGAAGUGGAUUUGUCAAAUAAUGCCUGGAUAUUUAACUGCAGACUAAAUGCUUUCAAACAUUUAUUUCAUUUUCUUUUUGACUCCACGAGGAAAAGAUUGAGUAUUUCAUACAAUAAACCUGCCAACAACUCAGAGAAACCUCUGCUCCAUCUUUCAAGUUUCCAUUUAAACUGCAGCGACAGUGUUUUGCUCAAGAGGGCUGUAAUCCCAACAGGGAAGACAUUGGUGCUAAACUGCAACUUGGACAACACAAGGGGUAAUGGAGUCUCUUGGUGGACACCUAAAGGCAGAAUUUCAGAAGAUAAUAGUCUUCCUCAUAUGACACUGGAUAAAAUGAAUAAUUUAGUGAUAUAUAAUGCUGAGAAAACUGCUGAAGGGUUGUAUUUGUGUAUUUUUAAUGCAACAAACAAGAAGCAUCUCAUCUACAAUAUACAGGUGAAAGAAAGGGUUCCAACGGUUUUGGUUAGAAAAGCCCGGGACACUAACACUGUUUUUAGACAAGGAAUAACAGAGCAAGACCUUACAUUGGCUGUCUGCCUCUCUGUGCUCAUUACGUUUAUUUGUGCUUUUUGUCUGGGUGCUUUUGCUAGACCCUACCUUCUGAGCCUGUGGAGACUCAUGCGUGGGAACAAAAAUUCAGGUUCAGAACAUACAUAUUGUAAUCAAGCUUUUUCAGAUGAAACCUUGAGCAGAGAGCGCUCUGCAAGCAAAUCAACAAAUACACAGCAUAAUUUGUUCAUUUGUGAUGAGAAUUCUUCAAGAAACACAUGCAUUUUUCCUACAGAAACUUCUACUUUGCAUGAAAAUAUCAUUGGUAGCAGUGUACAUACACCAAAUACUGAAGAAGAGUACCAGAAACAAAGCAAUAAUGAGAUCAGUGUGAAGAAAGAAACAGUGUUUUCAGACAUCAAAACUAGUAUCAGCAAUGAUGAAAAUACAGAAGUUGGUGAUAAUGGACUAUUUUCUGUAAGGAUAGAUUACAAGAACAGCAAUGAAGUAACACCAAGAAAAUUAAUGAGUAAUGACAUUUCAUGGAAAGAUUCAAAAUAUGCAAAUAAUAAAGACUCAGAAAAGAGCAGGUUCCCUCCCGUACCCAGUAGACUGAAUGCUGACUCUUACUCAAAUCACACCGACUCUUCAGAUUCAGAUUUAUCCUUCAUGGGUGAAACUGGCUUUCCAUUUUCCACAAUACAAACACAUACAGUUGCACAAGAUUCUAGGAACAGCAAGGUGAGCAACAACUCUGGUCUGCUGCAGUCUGAAAUCACAAAGGCUACGCCACAUUCUCCAGGAAGAAAAGGCAUCAUUUCCCAUAAUGAACCCAUAAGCACUACAAAAUUCAUGCCUGAAAGGCAAAGCUGUGAUGAACAACUUGGUCUAAGCAGCAACACAAAUAUAACCAGGGAUGUGCAAGAUUUUAUUUUAUCCAGCAGCUGCAAGAAAGAUACAAAUAUUGAGAAUUUAAGUGUCUAUCAAACAAUAGAAAACUCUCCUCUUAGAGAGUAUGACUGUAAAAUGGAACGUACAAAUGAAAAAGAUUCUUCAGCAGAUAUAUUUGGCGAUAGUUCUUCGGAUGAAGGGACUCCAUUCACAAUGAGUGACUGUAGUUCUUUAGCAGACUUUGAACUGGAACAACCUGGUGUUAGUGACAACCUGCCAGUCUGCCAGUUGUCACUAGAGGAAGCCGAUAUGAACAGUGGAACUGAGAAGUUCUCAACACUGCCAGAGUCUCCAAACAUUGCUGCUGAACUUCAGCAUAUUACGAAAAAUGAAGACGAGAAAAAUGUGUAUUUUGAAACCACUAUUAAUUAUGGAUCAGAUACCACCACGCCUGAAACAGCAUCACCUUACGCUGAUAAACGUAGUGACCACGUAAGCAUGUCAGAUUCAGACACAAUUAGUUCUUCAAGUCAAGAAGUUCCUGAUACGUUUGAUGAUUUUACUAAUGCAGAGUCGACAGUACAAAAUCCUAUUUCUGAUUCUCUCCACAAUCAAACUAGAGAUUUUAGUAAUAUGUUACUUCCAUUAAAACAUUCUCCCAUGUAUGACACAGAUACAGAGGACACUCCUGAAGAGGCUGAACUGCAGCUGUAUCUGCUUCCCACUGAACCACAGCAUUCCCUCAGCUUCAGUCCCACUGAACAAAAAGAAAAUGCACCAGAGGGAAGUACAGACGAGCACAUAGAUAGGAAAUCCUCUGAAAAGAAUCACAGUGAAGGGGACACUACAAGAAGAAACACGAGUACAUCUGAAGACAACGAUUUUAUUUUUGCUCCUCCCAUUGAUACUGGUUUGAAUGAAAUUGUUAAAAAAACAUCACUACUGCAUUCCAGCAACGAAUCUUCUCUUCAAUCUCUGCCUGAACACACAGCUGAAAAACAUUUUACAGUUAUUACAGAGAAAGAAGACUUGCUACCACAGGGGAAGCAGGUGAACACAACUAAGGCUUGUGCAGAUAAAAUGCAAAGAGGUUUUAAUGAGAAAAACUGUGAUGAAUACACAGAAUUACAGGAUACCAGCAACUGUAGUCUGCCCGCAGAAAUGCAGUCUUGCAAUCUUACAGCAGAUUUGCUGCAUCUUCAUUCUUCUGGGAAAACACAAUCAGUCUUCAAUACAGAAGAUCAUUUCCAACUGGAUCAGAGUGACGAGGAUGCAUAUUCCUUCUCAGUCCCACAAUACUUCUUCAAUGAAAGCACAAGAUACAGUUCGUGUUCAUUCCCACAAAAGAAUACAGGAAAUACAAUCUCCGAAAGCACUGAUUCCAGCAAGACAGAGGAUGACACUGCUUUGACAGGACUGAAGAACAAUUCUGCAACAGCUGUCAACCUCCAAAAUUCAAGUGAAAAACUCAGUCAAAAACAUCAGACCAAUUUAGGACAGGGCCAGUUUUUUGUUAAGAAGAAAAGAGCAUUUGAUGGAUUUGCUAAUGUUUUGCAAAGCACGAGAACAAAAUUCAAAUAG
Molecule: messenger RNA, 3699 nt
Organism: Haliaeetus leucocephalus (bald eagle)
Lineage: Eukaryota; Metazoa; Chordata; Aves; Accipitriformes; Accipitridae
Gene: LRRC66
Product: leucine rich repeat containing 66
Exons: 4
Coding region: 1-3699 (1232 amino acids)
Molecular function (GO): protein binding
Source: RefSeq, a predicted model, not a curated record